UCGGCGACCCCUCAGUUGACAUCUGUUUCCUCUUUGGAACGCGAGGAAACUUUGUGAUUGCUUCGCUUCACUUGAACGCAAAUCCAGUCAUUCCCUCCUGGCUGAUGCCCAGCGAGUGUGAGCCACAUUCUCUCAUUUUUUUUUUUAAUUUUUAAACUUCAUCACUGUUUGUGAUGAUUGACUCACUUUUUCUUGUAGACGCGUUCCCACCCGGUCGUGAUUAUAAAAUACAGAGAAGCCAAACAGGCUCCGACUACUCUCCUCCGCCCCCCCUUGAUCGCCUGCCGCCCCCAGCCCAGGCCAAUGAGCACAGCGGGGACCACGAUGGAGGCGGGGUCAACCGCGGCGUGGUGGGCCUGGCCCCCGAGCACAUCGCCACGCCGGGUGCCGCCCUGAGCUGGCAGGCCGCCAUUGACGCGGCGCGCCAGGCCAAGAUGAUGGGCAACGCGGCCUCGACCGGAGGGGCGGGGCUGGUGUCGGGAGGAGGCGGGCCCAUCUCCACGGCCAGCUCCACGCAAAGGAAGAGGCAGCACUACAGCUCCAAGCCCAAGAAACAGACCACCACCACAGCCACGCGACCCCCCAGGGCCCUGCUUUGCCUCACGCUCAAGAACCCCAUAAGACGGGCCUGCAUCAGCAUCGUGGAAUGGAAACCGUUCGAGAUCAUCAUCCUGAUGACCAUUUUCGCCAACUGCGUGGCCUUAGCCGUCUACAUCCCCUUCCCCGAGGACGACUCCAACGCCACCAACUCCAAUCUGGAGCGCGUGGAGUACCUGUUCCUCAUCAUCUUCACUGUGGAGGCGUUCCUGAAGGUGAUAGCGUACGGCCUGCUCUUCCACCCCAACGCCUACCUGAGGAACGGCUGGAAUCUGCUGGACUUCAUCAUCGUAGUCGUCGGGUUGUUCAGUGCCAUUUUGGAACAGGCCACGAAAGGCGAUGGUGGGGCUCCCAUUGGAGGCAAGGCAGCGGGCUUCGAUGUCAAGGCCCUGAGGGCGUUCCGAGUACUGCGACCCCUGCGACUGGUCUCUGGAGUACCCAGUUUACAGGUGGUUCUGAACUCCAUCAUCAAAGCCAUGGUCCCUCUGCUUCACAUCGCCCUGCUGGUCCUCUUCGUCAUCAUCAUCUACGCUAUCAUCGGCCUGGAGCUCUUCAUGGGCAAGAUGCACAAGACCUGUGUCCACGGGCACAUAGGCACGAGAGCGGAGGAAAAACCAGCCCCCUGCGCCCCCGACGGCGCUUAUGGCCGCCACUGCAACCACAACGGUACCAAGUGUGAAAUGGGCUGGGAGGGUCCCAACGACGGCAUCACCAACUUCGACAACUUUGCCUUCGCCAUGCUGACCGUGUUCCAGUGCAUCACCAUGGAGGGCUGGACCGACGUGCUGUACUGGAUGCAGGAUGCUAUGGGCUAUGAGCUGCCGUGGGUCUAUUUUGUCUCUCUCGUCAUCUUCGGCUCCUUUUUCGUCCUCAAUCUGGUUCUGGGGGUGUUGAGUGGAGAGUUCUCCAAGGAGCGAGAGAAGGCCAAGGCUCGCGGUGACUUCCAGAAACUCAGAGAAAAACAGCAGCUGGAGGAGGAUCUCAAGGGCUACUUAGACUGGAUCACUCAGGCUGAAGACAUCGACCCAGAGAACGAAGAGGAGGGUCUGGAUGAUGACAAACCUAGAAACUUGAGCAUGCCGGCCAGCGAGAAUGAAAGCGUCAACACGGACAACGCGCCAGGGGGCGACAUGGAGGGCGAGACCUGCUGUACCCGUCUAGCAAAUAGGAUCUCCAAAUCCAAGUUCAGUCGAUACUUUCGCAGGUGGAACAGACUGUGCAGGCGCAAGUGCCGGGCGGCGGUCAAAUCACAGGUUUUCUACUGGCUGGUCAUCUUCCUGGUUUUCCUUAACACGCUCACCAUCGCCUCGGAGCAUCACCAGCAGCCUCAGUGGCUGACAGACGUGCAAGACAUUGCCAAUAAGGUGUUGCUGGCACUCUUCACCGGCGAGAUGCUGUUGAAGAUGUACAGUCUGGGUCUUCAGGCAUACUUUGUGUCGCUCUUCAACCGCUUCGACAGCUUCGUGGUGUGCGGCGGCAUCCUGGAGACUAUCCUGGUGGAAACCAAGAUCAUGUCGCCUCUCGGCAUCUCCGUGCUGCGUUGCGUGCGGUUGCUGCGAAUCUUCAAAAUAACCAGAUACUGGAACUCUCUCUCUAACCUGGUGGCCUCCUUGCUCAACUCGGUGCGCUCCAUCGCCUCUCUGCUGCUCCUGCUCUUCCUCUUCAUCAUCAUCUUCUCCCUGCUGGGCAUGCAGCUCUUUGGCGGCAAGUUCAACUUCGAGGAGACGCGCCGCAGCACCUUUGACAACUUUCCACAGUCGCUGCUCACCGUCUUCCAGAUCUUGACUGGCGAGGACUGGAACUCUGUGAUGUAUGACGGCAUCAUGGCGUACGGUGGACCGUCCUUCCCAGGCAUGCUGGUCUGCAUCUACUUCAUCAUCCUCUUCAUCUGUGGAAACUAUAUCCUACUCAAUGUCUUCUUGGCCAUCGCUGUGGACAAUCUGGCCGACGCGGAGAGUCUUACUUCUGCCCAGAAAGAGGAAGAAGAGGAGAAGGAGAGGAAGAAGCUGGCCAGGCUGGGUACUCCAGACAAGCGCCACAACAACGAGAAGCCUCCGCUGGAGCAGGAGAAGCGUGAGAAGAUCGAGCUGAAGUCCAUCACGUCCGAUGGCGAGACCAACAUCGCUACCAAGAUCAACAUGGAUGAUUACUGUGGAGAUGAAAGUGAGGAGAAGAAUCCAUAUCCUGCUAAUGAUUACAUAGGUGAUGAUGACGAUGAAGAGCCAGAGAUGCCAGUGGGUCCCAGACCACGACCGCUCUCUGACAUCCAGCUUAAAGAGAAAGCUAUCCCCAUGCCUGAAGCUCGCGCCUUCUUCAUCUUCAGUCACACCAACAAGUUCAGGGUUCUCUGCCAUAAAAUCGUCAACCACAACAUCUUCACAAACCUCAUCCUCUUCUUCAUCCUGCUCAGCAGCAUCAGUCUGGCGGCAGAAGACCCGGUCAAAAUUGACUCCUUCAGAAACCAGAUUCUGGGCUGGGCAGACCACGUAUUCACUGGACUCUUCACCAUAGAGAUCAUUCUCAAGAUGACCGCCUAUGGAGCCUUCCUCCACAAAGGCUCCUUCUGCAGGAACUACUUUAACAUCCUGGACUUGGUGGUCGUCAGCGUGUCCCUCAUCUCCUCAGGGAUACAGUCGAGUGCCAUUAACGUAGUCAAGAUCCUGAGGGUUCUUCGAGUCCUUCGACCUCUGAGGGCCAUCAACAGAGCCAAGGGGCUGAAGCACGUGGUGCAGUGCGUGUUCGUGGCCAUCAGGACCAUCGGCAACAUCGUCAUCGUCACCACGCUGCUCCAGUUCAUGUUCGCCUGCAUCGGCGUGCAGCUCUUCAAGGGCAAGUUCUUCACCUGCACCGACAGCUCCAAGCAGACUCAGGCAGAGUGCAGAGGGUCCUACAUAAUGUACAAGGACGGAAACGUGGCCAAACCUGAACGAGCACUAAGACAGUGGGAGAACAGCGACUUUAACUUUGACGACGUGCUGCAAGGCAUGAUGGCUCUGUUUGCUGUGUCCACCUUUGAGGGAUGGCCAGGACUGCUCUACAAGGCCAUCGACUCUCACGCAGAGGACGUGGGCCCCAUCUACAACUACCGUGUGGUCAUCUCCAUCUUCUUCAUCAUCUACAUCAUCAUCAUCGCCUUCUUCAUGAUGAACAUCUUUGUGGGUUUUGUCAUCGUCACGUUCCAAGAGCAAGGAGAGCAGGAGUACAAGAACUGCGAGCUGGACAAAAACCAGCGCCAGUGUGUAGAGUAUGCCUUGAAGGCCCGCCCCUUACGCCGCUACAUCCCCAAAAACCCCUACCAGUACAAGGUGUGGUAUGUGGUCAACUCCACCUACUUCGAGUACCUGAUGUUCACCCUUAUCCUUCUUAACACCAUCUGUCUGGCCAUGCAGCAUCACGGCCAGACAAAGAACUUUAACGACGCCAUGAACAUCCUCAACAUGCUCUUCACGGGGCUCUUUACUGUGGAGAUGAUCCUCAAGCUGAUUGCCUUCAAGCCCAGGGGGUACUUUAGUGAUCCCUGGAAUGUGUUUGAUUUCCUCAUCGUAAUUGGAAGCAUAAUAGACGUCAUUCUAAGUGAGAUCAACCCAGCUGACUCCUCCUCGUCCUCCUCCUCUCCGUCCUCCUCCUCUUCCUCCUCUCACCCCCCUGUGGUAAGACCAAUGGGUCUGCAGAAUUCAGAGGAGAACGCCAGGAUCUCCAUCACCUUCUUCCGGCUGUUCCGUGUCAUGCGGCUGGUGAAGCUGCUGUCCCGCGGGGAGGGGAUCCGUACCCUCCUGUGGACCUUCAUCAAGUCCUUCCAAGCUCUACCUUACGUGGCUCUCCUCAUAGUGAUGCUCUUCUUCAUUUACGCCGUCAUCGGCAUGCAGAUGUUUGGCAAGAUAGCACUGCGGGACCACACGCAGAUCAACAGGAACAACAACUUCCAGACGUUCCCUCAGGCGGUGCUGCUGCUCUUUAGGUGUGCGACAGGUGAGGCGUGGCAGGAGAUCAUGCUGGCGUGCUCGCCCAACCGGCCGUGUGAGAAAGGCUCCACCAAUGAGAACAGCACAACCGUCGAGGAAUGCGGCAGCCAUUUUGCCAUCAUCUACUUUGUCAGCUUCUACAUGCUGUGUGCCUUUCUGAUCAUCAAUCUCUUCGUGGCUGUCAUAAUGGACAACUUUGACUACCUGACGCGUGAUUGGUCCAUCCUGGGGCCGCAUCACCUUGACGAGUUCAAGAGGAUCUGGGCCGAGUACGACCCGGAAGCCAAGGGGAGAAUAAAACACCUGGAUGUAGUCACCCUGCUCAGACGAAUACAACCCCCACUCGGCUUUGGAAAGCUGUGUCCUCACCGGGUCGCGUGCAAGCGUCUAGUGUCCAUGAACAUGCCUCUGAACAGCGAUGGAACGGUCAUGUUCAAUGCCACCUUGUUUGCGCUGGUCAGAACCGCCCUGAGGAUCAAGACGGAAGGUAAUCUGGAGCAGGCCAACGAGGAACUGAGGGCCAUCGUGAAGAAGAUCUGGAAGAGAACCAGCAUGAAGCUCCUGGAUCAAGUCGUGCCCCCUGCUGGCGACGACGAGGUCACGGUUGGAAAGUUCUACGCCACCUUCCUCAUUCAGGAAUACUUCCGCAAGUUCAAGAAGAGGAAAGAACAGGGACUGGUGGCCAAGGUGCCACCCAAGACUGCCCUCUCCCUGCAGGCGGGCCUGCGGACGUUGCACGACAUCGGCCCAGAGAUCAGGAGGGCCAUCUCUGGUGACCUGACAGUGGAGGAGGAGGUAGACAAAGGUCUGAAGGAGGCCGUGUCGGCCGCUUCCGAGGACGAUAUCUUCAGGCGGUCAGGCGGCUUGUUCGGCAACCACGUCAACUACUACAACCAGAGUGACGGCCGGGCCUCCUUCCCACAGUCGUUCACGACCCAGCGCCCGCUGCACAUCAGCCAGAAGGGCUCGCCCUGCGAAGGCGAGAGCCCGUCCCACGAGAAGCUCAUGGACUCUACCACCUUCACGCCGUCCUCAUACUCUCUGUCGGGCUCCAACGCCAACAUCAACAACGCCAACAACACGGGUGUCGGCGGCCGCUUCCCAAGCCCGUCAGUCAGCACCGUGGACGGCCACGCAGGGCAGCCGCUCACGCCUAUCCUAUUGCCGCGGUCCGCCUGGUGCUUCCCUCCAAAAAGGAGCCAUUUUUUUGACAACCUCAUUCGCUCCGACUCCAGCGACAGCCGCCUGCCAAUUAUCCGGAGAGGCGAGGGCUCAACAGAGGAGACGUACGACGAGAGCUACGCCGACGACAGGGACUUCCACGAGGACGAACACUCGCUCUCCUCCGACAUCAGGCUGGUGUAUCGUGACGACACCUGCAAGCAGCUGACUCCCAUGGAGGAAGGCGAGGACGUGGAGGAGAGGAGAGGAGGAGGAUGGCAAUCACCCAGGAGAGUCUUCCUCUGUCCCACGUCUUUAGGGCGGAGGUCCUCCUUCCAUUUAGAGUGUCUGAGGAGACAGUCCAGGCCGGACAUCUCGCAGAAGACGGCGGUCCCGCUGCACCUCGUUCAUCACCAGGCGUUGGCGGUGGCCGGGUUGAGUCCGCUGAUCAGGAGGAGUCACUCGCCGACCCUCUUCAGUCGACUUUGCUCCACGCCACCUGCCAGUCCGACGGCAAAAGGCAGCGACGCCUCGUAUCAGCGAGUUCCUUCGCUGAGGUUAGAGGGCUCCAACUCGCACGAAAAGCUUAACACCAGCUUGCCGUCGGUCAACUGUGGACCCUGGUAUAGCGACAGUAACGGGAACAGUCGGGUGCCAAGUCCUAGCCCUGCCUCCGGCAUGCCGGCGACCAAUCAGAGAGCGCCGCGGCCGGUGUCGCUCACGGUGCCCUCGCUACUGGGAACGGACUCCAGUUCUCACGGCAGCGCCGGAAGUCUGGUGGAGGCGGUGCUAAUAUCAGAAGGUUUGGGGCAGUUUGCGCAGGACCCUUCCUUCAUCGAGGCCACUAAGGCCGAGCUGGCCGACGCCUGCGACAUGACCAUUGAGGAGAUGGAGCACGCCGCCAGCAACAUCCUCAACGGAAACACCCCCAGCGCCACCGCCACAGCCACGUCUGCCGCCUCUCAGCACAGCCCCAAUGGUAACCUCAUUCCUUUCGCCGCCGCCGCCACGCACAGGGACCAGGACGGCGGGGAGAGCGCCGUCAACAAGGGCUGCGUCCACGGACCGUCCUCUGUGGAGGAGCGGCAAGAGCUGUUGGCGGGGGGGCGGGACCAAGAGGAGGACGAGGAGAAUGAGGAGGACGAGGAGGCGGAGCUAAGGAGCUCUGCUGUGAUUGGAGGAGGGCGGCGGAGGAACAGCGGGCUGUUGGAGGACGAGGACAUGGAGUGUGUGACCAGUUUGUAGGGUGUCUGCUGGACCACUUAGACCGCCCCGUCCACUGCCCCUUCCCACCCCCCACACACACACACACACAGUCUGCCUCUCCUCUUCGAACAAUGGCGGCCAGUACGUCUUUGUACGUCUGAAUGUUUGUAGUAAAAUAUAUCACACUAUACUCUAUAUUAUCAGAGUGUACGCUUGUGUGUGGGAGUGUGUGUGUGUGUGUCUUGUUUGUGUGCACAUUACUGUGUGCGCGUGUGUGUGUGUGUGUGUGUGUGUGUGUGUGUGUGUGUGUGUGUGUGUGUGUGUGUGUGUGUGUGUGUGUGUGUGUGUGUGUGUGUGUGUGUGUUGUGUGUGUGUGUCUCUAAAGUGCCUCACAGUUCUAUCACGUCCUCAAAAGUGUGACAAGCAAAGGAGACGAAGGAAAAAGAAGCCGUUUGUCGUCCGUAAUUUUUUUGUCCCCCGUUUGUCUGGCCGCCAUUGAGCCGGGGGACGGCAAGUGCGAAGACGGACGUUCGCGAGGUCAAAGGCUAACCCCUCCUCCUCACCAAUGAUGAAGAAGCGCUGUAUCGUUUUAAACAAAAAGACUCCUUCCUUGCCCUCCUCUUCCAAAGUUAAAAGGAGUGCCCCCCCCCCACCCCCCACCCCCCUCCCACCACGCUGUGGGCGGGGCAAGGCGAGAGGCGGACCUACACACAGAAGUGGCUGACAAACUUUAGAGCGACACCAUCAUGGCUUCCUUUGCUGCUUUACUUUGCCCACUUGUCCUUCUCUCCUCAUACCUCACCUGACUCCACACCCGCCCUUUUUGUUUUCAAACAGGACUGUCGAUCAUUCCGUCCUACCCCCACGGGAUUGGAUGCCACUCUCUACGCAGGCCACGCCCACUUUACUUAACUGGCACGCCUUUUUUUUUUUUUUCUACUGUGCUGUGUUAAUUUAUCCUCGAUUUGCUUGCGCAAUGGAGGUGCUGGUCUUUAUGAUUAUUUUCAUUUUAGGUGAAUUUUAAGCGGUUUUACGUGUGUGUGUGCGUGCGUGUACGAAUGUUCUCUCUAUCAGUAUGCACCUUUUACAGAUUGUAUCUAUUUAUUUAUUUAUUUUCUCAGAAGAGAGAAAUGUGUGCACGUGAGUGCUUACUUAUGUACUCUUUAAAGAAAAAAGCAGAUUUUAGUAAUUUAAGGUAGCAUUACAAGUAUGGCGUGUGCGUGUAUGUGUGUGUGUGUGUGUGUGUGUGUGCGUGUGUGUGUGUGUGUGCGCGUGCGUGUGUGUGUGGUAGUAGGCCUCCUAACAGGGUUACCACGGACAGGCAUGCUUCCAAAGCUCUAUUUUCACACUUAAUCAUCUUUUUUUGUUGUUAUUUCGUUUCCAGGUAGACAGGGGUGUAUUUGGCCGUAACACACUGUUAUUAUCAUUAUUAUUGUUAUUCUUUUUACUGGUAAUUAUCUCCAAAUGAACUCUUAGGGCUGAUUUAAAAGAUGCUGCAAGAAUCCCAUCGUGAAACAUUAUUUUGAUUUCAUAACUAGGUGUAUUAUUAUUAUUAUUAACAUUAUUAUUAUUAUUAGAAGUAUUUUUGGUGGUUUAUCUUGUAGUAGCAAGAAGGAGCAGUGAAGAUAGUGCCUCCUGCUGGCCGCUUGUGGUACACUACAUUACACCAUAUAAAAAUAAUUCACGAUACAAUGUGCGGCUUCAGUAAGGUUGUAAUUCUCACUGCGCACCAGUAAAGGGCAGCAUUUACCAUAAAUUGUGGCUGUCGGUGUGAAAGUGUCGCCCCCAGAGGCAGAAAGGGAUAUUACACGGAAGUUGAAUUUCUCAACAACAACAAAACUCAGCUCUUCUUUGAAGUAUUCUGACAUUAAUUCACCGUUUUACCUGUUUUUAUGGCAGGCAAGCGAACGCACCACCAUCACACUGCCAGGAACUUCAUAAUUAUGCAAACUAACUGUGAAUGUGAUGUGUGUGUGUGUGGCUCCAGAAGCACUGUUUUAAUUUAUUAUUAUUGUUAUUAUUAUUAAUAUUAGCUACAGUUCAUUUUUUGCAGCAUAUAAGUAAUUAGGUGGACGCGUGUGCUUUUAACGGCAGGUUAGGAUUGUUUAUUUCAAUUUAAAAGACACUUUCUGUCAUUUAAAAGGAUGUACUUGAAGGCCCCGGAGAAUAACCCUUGACCGCAGCGUUGAAAAAAGCAGGUGUCCAUUGAGUAAGAGUUGUGUGUUAGCGCCCCCGUGUGGACAGGAGGAUUUAGGCGUGUUUUCCCUGCAUCCCACAAGAUAUGCAAAAACAAUGCAAUAACUGACUGUCUGCAAGGUUCAUAAGCUGGUGUAUUUUCUAGAAUAUGCCAGAGAAACCUAACAUACUUGAUAUCAGGUGAUAUAUUAAUUGUGACGAUGUGUUUACAACUGAUUAUCGAUUGUUAUUUUUUGUGGUUAUUUGCCUGCAGACCGCUGAAUGGCUCACUUUGAUUCAUUUCUCCGUUGUGUUUGGGUUAGUAAUCAUGCAGUCAUUUUUAAACAGAGAGAUGCUUUUGCAUAUCUUGCGAGAAGGACAGCAGGUGUUUUAUUGUGAAAGGGCUGCUCCAAAUUAAAGGUUAGCCAUAACAUAUAAAGGGAAGUGAAGGCUGAGUGCAUUAUUUAAAAUUUGAGGGCCAAAUAUUUUUUCAAAGCAAUUGAAGUCCUUUUUGGGGACGUAAGAGGUGUCACAUGAAUGUGUUGGCAGGAAGAGGACCAUAUUUGGUCAUGUCACAUGACAGGAAACAUGUUGCGAAAGACAAAGAAGUGUUUAAUAUUAUGACUUUCCUGCAUGGCUUUUUCACUUCAGAGCAGGGAUGGACUCACGUUCCCUAAUUAAUCGGCUGUGAGGAAAAUGUAUUCAGAAUUAACGCAGAGGUGUCCAAAAUGCGUUCUAUGGUUUUUAGUUGAUUUUCCGAUGAGGGGGCGACUUGUCCAGGGUCUAAUCUGCCUUCCGCCCGAGUGCACCUGGGAUAGGCUCUGACGCCGAGAGAGACAAGCAGUUGAAAACUUCUAAAAAUAACAAACAACAAAACAUUUGUAUUUGGGUUUUUAGACACAUACAGUUGACAGGACUAGUCCAAAAUACAUUAAAUACUGUUUUAUACACACACAC
Molecule: messenger RNA, 10058 nt
Organism: Entelurus aequoreus (snake pipefish)
Lineage: Eukaryota; Metazoa; Chordata; Actinopteri; Syngnathiformes; Syngnathidae
Gene: cacna1c
Product: calcium channel, voltage-dependent, L type, alpha 1C subunit
Exons: 52
Coding region: 174-6965 (2263 amino acids)
Biological process (GO): calcium ion import across plasma membrane
Cellular component (GO): voltage-gated calcium channel complex; membrane
Molecular function (GO): high voltage-gated calcium channel activity
Source: RefSeq, a predicted model, not a curated record